UCUGCGAGAUGACCCCCCGGUCGAUUCCAUUUCUUCACACAACAAAUCCAGACAUCUUCCUGUCUCUCCCUCUCUCUCUUCUCCCUUCUCUUCUCGGAAUCGACGACUACGAGGUUUCAAAAAGCGAGCGAGAGGACGAGAGGCGCGUCGAUUGUCGGAAGAGGAGAAGAAAGAGGGGCGAUUUCCAGAUUCAGAUUUAUCAUUACAAUCCGAUCCUCUGCGAGGUUUCAGGAAGCGAGCGAGAGGAGGAGCGGCGCGUCCACUGUCGGAAGGGGAGAAGAAAGAGGAGCGAUUUCCAGACUCAGAUCUAUCCCCACAAUCCAAUCAUCGUCUUCCGGAUUACCGAUCUGAGAUAGUCGCGAGGGAUCUACAUUUUUGGUGAUUUUUUUUUUUUUUUUGCUCUCGGACCCCUUCUUGUUUUUCCAACGGUAAAGAUCGCGUGCCGUUCUGGUAGAAAUCGUGUUUUUCCAUUUUGCCCCACUCGUUCUCCUUCAUUUUGACGGAUAUGUGUUGAGUUGAUGAAAAUGUUGUCAUUUCAGGCUCGGCGUUGGUGUUUUUUGGAAUUUGCGUUAGGGUUUUUACUGUUAAGAUAGGGGGAAAUCAGCGAUUGCUCAGCUAUGGCGAUCUCAGAUGUUGGGAUAGGAUCUUAGCUUUUUUCUUUUGCUGUGAGUGGGUGAAGGGUUGCAACAUGGCGGAUGAGCGCAUGAAGGCUGUGGUUGAAGAAGAUGAAGUUGAAGAUGGUGACGGGGAGGUUGGGUUGCAGGAAAUGGUCGAACGCGACGAGGAAGAUGAUGAAUUGGAGCUUAGCCUCUCACUGGUCAACCAGGGAUGGAAUGUAGGGUUUACAAGUGAUUGGCCUGCGAUGGAUACAUCGAUAUGGUCAGAACAGGGUGCUGGGAGCUCCCUGGACGUCAAGAGGUCAGGACGCGGUAGGCAACUGGAUACUGGAGAAGGGACGAAGGACUGGGGAGACGUGGGAGACUCUAGAGAGGGCUUGAUGGAGACUGAGCCUCUGCCUCACAUAAGUCCUUUGUUUGAUGCUGACUAUUUGGAUAUGAAGAUGGGAACAAUCUUUGGCAGGGAGAAGGAUACCCAGCACAAGCGGCCUAAAGUCGUUUCCAACCAACAUGAAGUGCCUACCUCUUCUGCUAAUCCAAUUGUACCAGCAGAAAUUAUCGAUUUCAUGACACUAAGUUCAUCAUAUCAACCUGCUGAAAUGAAAGGUCAGACCUCAAUCGUUCAAUCAGAUGAUGGGACCAACAAACCCGAUGGUGGGGCCCCUUAUGGGGAUAACAUAGGCGCUAGAAAUGCUGAAGAUAUAGAGUUCAGGAUGGAUCUUUCAGAUGAUCUGUUGCAUCUGGUAUUCUCUUUUCUAGGACAAAAAGAUUUAUGCAGAGCUGGGUCUACAUGCAGGCAGUGGUUAAUAGCCAGCGCAAAUGAAAAUUUUUGGAGGUGCUUAAAAUUUGAAAAUACAAGGAUCUCCCUGCAGAACUUUAUUGCUAUUUGUGAUCGUUACCCUAAUGCUACUGAAGUGAAUAUGAUUGGGACACCAAAUGCUGAUGCGCUUGUUAAUAUUGCAAUGAAUUCUCUGAGGAGACUUGAAAUUUUAAUUUUGGACAAGGGGCAUUUCAGUGAUGGAUUUUUUCAUACAUUGACGGAUUGUCCUGCAUUAACCAGUUUGAAAAUUUCCGAUGCAUCUAUUGGCAAUGGUAUUCAAGAGAUUACUGUAUACCAUGAAAAUUUACACGAAUUGCAGAUGAUAAAAUGUAGAGUUCUUCGAGUUAUUGUUAGAUGUCCUCAGCUGCAAACUUUGUCACUGAAGCGCAGCAGCAUGGCCCAUGCCUUGCUUACUUGCCCACAGCUACAUUUGCUGGAUUUAUCUUCCUGCCACAAAUUAUCAGACACUGCAAUUCGAACAGCUGCUAUGUCCUGUCCUUUAUUAGCAUCUUUAGACAUGUCAUCUUGCUCUUGUGUCACUGAUGAAACCAUACGUGAGAUAGCUUCCACCUGUCCAAACCUAUGCAUUCUUGAUGCUUCAAACUGUCCAAAUAUUUCAUUAGAGUCAGUAAAACUCCCAAAGUUAAUGGAUUUAAGGCUUGAAAGCUGUGAGGGAAUAAUAUCUGCUUCUAUAACUGCAAUAUCUUACAGCCAGAUGUUAGAGUCACUGAAGCUUGAUAACUGCAGCAUGCUUACUGCCAUGACACUUGAUAUGCCAAAUUUGCAGAGUAUAAGUCUCGUACAUCUGCGCAAAUUUGUGUAUUUAGAUUUGCGGAGUCCUGUGCUCAAGCAGAUCAAGAUUUCUAGGUGUUCAGCACUCCAAGACAUAAGUAUUAUUUCGAAUGUUCUUCAGAAACUGGUAUUGCAAAAACAGGAAAGUUUGGCUUAUCUGUCACUGCAAUGCCAAAGCUUGCUAGAACUGGACCUCAGCAAUUGUGAUUCUUUAACAGAUUCUCUUGAAGUUUUCAAUAAUGAGGGAGGUUGCCCCAAGCUUAGGUCAUUAAUUCUCGACAAUUGCCAGAGCCUAAGUAUAAUUGACAUUAAAAGUUAUACUCUUGUCUCCCUAUCCUUGGAUGGGUGUCGUGCCAUCACUACCCUUGAACUGUCAUGUCCAAAUCUUCAAAAACUAAAUCUUGACGGUUGUGAUCACCUUGAAAAAGCUUCGUUCUGUCCGGUUGGUCUUGAAUCACUUGAUUUGGGUAUCUGUCCACGAUUAUGUGUUCUACGGAUUGAAGCACCAAAAAUGCUACGGUUAGAGCUUAAAGGAUGUGGCGUGCUGUCUGAGGCUUAUAUUAAUUGCCCUUGUUUGGAGUCCUUGGAUGCUUCCUUCUGCAGUAAGUUAAGUGAUGAAUCAUUGUAUAGAACAGCUGGAUCAUGCCCACAGAUCAGAUCCUUGGUCCUAUCAUCAUGCCUAUCUGUUGGACCUAAUGGGCUAUCUUCCUUGCAUAUGCUUCAACAUCUGGCUUUACUGGAUCUGUCCUAUACCUUUGUGACAAACUUACAACCUGUUUUUGACAAUUGCUUUAAGUUAGAAACAUUAAGGCUCUCUGCUUGCAAGUACCUCACAGAUUCUUCCUUGGGUGCCCUUUAUAAGGAGAGUGCACUUCCAGACCUACGAGAAUUAGAUUUAUCAUAUUCAUCUGCUGGGCAGUUGGAUAUACUAGAUAUUCUUAUUUAUUGUACAAAUUUAGCUCAUCUGAAUUUGAAUGGCUGUGCAAAUAUUCAUCAACUUGUCUGGAGCAAUUUAUCUCAAAAGUUUGUCAAUUUCUGUUCACCUUCCAUAUUGAAAGAUAGUGACAAGGAUGUCUAUCUGAAGAAUGGCCGUCUUCUUCAAAUUUUGAACUGCACUGGUUGUCCAAACAUUACAAAAGCCCAUAUUUCUUCAAGUGCUAAUUGUUUUUAUUUAUCUAAAAUAAACCUUAACUUAUCUAUAAACCUGAAGGAGGUAGAUUUGGCAUGUGGCAGCCUCUGUAUACUAAACUUAAGUUAUUGUAAUUCCCUGGAGUUCUUGAGGCUCAAGUGUCCAAGACUAAACAAUCUCCAGCUCCUGGCUUGUAGCAUGUUAGCUGAAGAACAGUUGGAAGCUGCAAUUUCUCAGUGUCCUACCCUGGAAAUUAUGAACAUUGACUUUUGUCCUAAGAUACAUAGUAAAGAUUUUUAUAAAUGGCAUGCAAUUUGUCCCAGUCUCAAGCGCAUACAAAGCUGCUCAUAGAAUUUGCUCCACGAUCGGCAAUCCUUUUUGAGUGUAGCUAGUAGAAGUAAGUAGAUUGUUGGCUUCGAGGCCGGCUAUUUUGUGCUCUUUUAUUGUAAAUUUUAAUGCCACUCGUUGUCCUUAUUUAUAAGGCUAUUAGAUGUAGAUGCACUAUCAUGCUUGCCUUUUAGCUUCCAUACUUUCCAGACCUUUUUUUCUUUUUCUUUUUCUUUUCUACCGUAGAGAGGGUGGUACGAAUAUAUGUAUUAUUGAGAUGAAGUUACGGUAUGCAGACAGUUGAAAAACCUUGUUUAAUUGAAAUUCGAAACAGAAUGCUCUCUUGGUUUACUUUGAA
This is a messenger RNA of Zingiber officinale, 4043 nucleotides long. RefSeq names its product F-box/LRR-repeat protein 15-like. Gene Ontology annotation, molecular function: protein binding. The record is from RefSeq and is a predicted model, not a curated record. The coding region runs from base 689 to 3709 and encodes 1006 amino acids. The transcript has 17 exons. Lineage: Eukaryota; Viridiplantae; Streptophyta; Magnoliopsida; Zingiberales; Zingiberaceae.